AUGCGAAUCGAAAGCGAGCAGCCGUUCAGCAAUCAAUCGUACCAAACGCAGCAGUCGCAGUCUCAACAACACCAACAGCAGCAGCAUCAACAACUGCAUCAGCAGCAGAAGCAACAACACUCUCCCGGUGGAGAACAGUCGCAUUUGUCCUUUACAAACCUCCCCAUAAUGGUGAAUCAAUCGCCCAACAACAUAUCAUCGACGCUACACAGUUCAUAUGGAAAUCUGCCCACAACCGGAGAAGCGGUUCUUGCCCAGCGGCGACUACAGCAACAAAAGCAACAACUUGAAUCCUUCGUUUCACAACCACUUCGCGGAAUUAUCGCUGGUGGACACGACGCAAGGCGCAGAGUGAGUCCCAGUAUGUACAUCCCGACCAGCCUGCAGCAGGACCUCCACUCACCGCACAAUAGUUACUCGCAGUCGCUGCAAUUCGACGACUCCUUCUUCCGCCAUCACCAGCAGUUCAGCACUGAGAAUGGUAAUGGAGGUAGCGGCAGCUCGGAGGUCGCCCGUGAAACCAAUACGGAUAGCGGCGGAAACAUCGGCGGUGAUACUUAUCAGAGCUUGAGCAACCAGAAUUCAGUAAACAACUGCAGUAGCAGUAAUCUGGGUCCUAGCAGCAAUAGUGGCAACGCUCGAGGAGGUGUCGGCGUCGUUGUCGGCACCAACAACAAUAAUUCAUCGUCGCGUCAGACUGGUGGAGCGGGGACGGGUAGUGCCAGUUGUUCGCCCCUACACAGCCCGAAUAGUCCCAGUUACAAAAACUCGAACUAA
Eupeodes corollae is the source of this 777-nucleotide messenger RNA. RefSeq names its product probable serine/threonine-protein kinase yakA. The record is from RefSeq and is a predicted model, not a curated record. The transcript has 2 exons. NCBI's taxonomy places the organism in Eukaryota, Metazoa, Arthropoda, Insecta, Diptera, Syrphidae. The coding region runs from base 1 to 777 and encodes 258 amino acids.